This is a messenger RNA of Botrytis deweyae, 2445 nucleotides long. RefSeq lists its product as uncharacterized. The record is from RefSeq and is a predicted model, not a curated record. Bases 1 to 2445 code for a protein of 814 amino acids. The transcript has 4 exons. Gene Ontology annotation, cellular component: vacuolar transporter chaperone complex; fungal-type vacuole membrane. NCBI's taxonomy places the organism in Eukaryota, Fungi, Ascomycota, Leotiomycetes, Helotiales, Sclerotiniaceae. Gene Ontology annotation, biological process: polyphosphate metabolic process; vacuolar transport; microautophagy.
AUGCUAAUUGUUCACGAUUUGAAAGCAGAUACUCAACGUUGGUUAUCACAAACCAACGGCCCUCCAGGUCACUACAACUUCCAACCAGGAACCAUCAUCAUGAAGUUUGGCGAGCAACUCCGAUCAAGUGUGAUCAAAGAGUACCAAUGGUACUACAUUGCGUAUGACGAGCUGAAAGAGAAGCUCAAGACCCCCUCGACGAAAAAUAAGUCGAAUUCGAAAGGAGAAAAAUGGACCGAAGCAAAUGAAAGAGAGUUCAUUGAUCUCAUGGAGGCAGAGUUGGACAAGGUACAUACCAAACAAAAAUUGAAGGCCAUCGAAAUCAGUCGGAGAAUUGCGAACGCGGAUAGAGAGGUUAGCGAAGUCGUGGGAAGAUUGGAUUCAAGAGGGCCCGAACGUAGCAAUGGACCAGUAGAUUCUGAUGCUCCUACCGAAGAAGAGUUCAUGCUAUUGGAGGAAGACUUGAGUGACAUUAUCGCGGACGUACACGAUUUGGCCAAAUUCGUUCAACUGAAUUACACUGGAUUUCAGAAGAUCAUCAAGAAACAUGACAAAACCACCAAAUGGAUGCUAAAACCUGUGUUUGCGACAAGACUCAAGGCGAAACCCUUCUUCAAAGACAACUAUGAUGCCGACAUCGUUAAGUUAUCCAAAUUGUAUGACUUGGUCAGAACAAGAGGAAACCCAGUGCAAGGAGACAGCUCGGCAGGUGGAAGUCAAGCCAGUUUCAUUCGACAAACAACUAAAUAUUGGGUGCACCCGGAUAACAUUACCGAGCUGAAGCUUAUCAUCUUGAAGCAUCUACCGGUUCUUGUUUUCAAUGCCAGCAAGGAGUUCGAAGCGAAGGAUUCUGCGAUCACGUCGAUUUACUACGACAAUCCCGAGACUUGGGACCUAUACGAGGGUCGACUCAAGAAGAGUGAGGGAGCUGAGGCAAUCCGUCUUAGAUGGUAUGGCGAUGUCGACAAUGAACAUAUAUUUGUGGAGAGAAAAACCCAUCGUGAAGAUUGGACGGGAGAGAAGUCAGUAAAGGCAAGAUUUGGGAUCAAAGAAAAGAACGUCAAUGCAUACAUGAAGGGAGAAAUGCUACCUGCUACUAUAUUUGAGAAGGCUCGCAAGGAGGGCAAGAAGCCAUUGAAAGCCAUCGAGGAGGACGAGAGACUUGCUAGGGAAGUUCAAUACUCGGUUAUCAAGAAGGGUUAUGUACCUGUCUGUCGAUCUUUCUAUAACCGCACAGCUUUCCAAUUGCCCGCCGACGCAAGAGUUCGUAUCUCUUUAGAUACCGAGUUGACAAUGGUCAGAGAAGAUAAUCUUGACGGAAGAAGACGCGCUGGCGAUAAUUGGCGAAGAAUGGAUAUCGGUAUUGAUUAUCCAUUUAGUCAGUUGCCUGCAGAAGAUGUUGAAAGAUUUCCAUAUGCGGUUCUCGAAGUGAAGUUACAAACCCAGGCUGGUCAAGAACCACCGGAAUGGGUACGAGAACUCAUUGCUAGUCAUCUUGUUGAAGCUGUUCCCAAAUUCUCAAAAUUCAUUCAUGGUACCGCGACUCUCUUCCCAACUCGCAUAAACCUUAUACCAUUCUGGAUGCCACAAAUGGAUGUAGACAUCCGAAAGCCAGUCACUCAGUCGUUCGGUAUCAAACGACCAGGUCACUCAAAUCCAAGUUCCACAAGUGACGAUGACGACGACGAUGAUUCUGAUGAUGAAGAUUACAACUUCAAUCAAUCUGGGGCUGGGAACAUUGCCACUGCGCCCGAGACCCUACGACGACGCAACCAUGGAGCAACAGGAAAUAGUCUUGAUAUCGAAGAAGAAAUUGCCAGCAUGCCAUUGGUGGAAGAGGACUAUAUCUAUGAUACUGAUGACGAAGAUUCCAUCGACAAUCGACCAUUUGAGGAAGCUAGAAGAGUUGGCGGUCUAGCCUUCGUAACAGAAGGCAUUAAAUAUUAUGCUAAAACUGCGGGACAUCAUCUAUCUCGAAAAAUCCAUUCUAUAAGCCCUGCCCCAAGAGAUCCCAUGGAUAGUAACAACGCUACAUUCUCAGCUCUUCGAAAUGGGGGUGGUAAAAUCGUGGCCAAGAAAUUCAAGGCACCGCCUGGAAAGAAGAUUCACGUACCUGUUCGUGUCGAACCAAAGGUGUAUUUUGCCGCGGAGAGAACAUUCUUAACUUGGCUCGAAUUUUCCAUCUACAUCGGUACAAUUGCAGCCACACUCGUCAACUUUGGAACAAAACCUACUGCUGUAUCCUUCAUUGCUGCAGGUUUCUUUUCCGUAGUCGCCAUUAUGAGUUUGGCCUACAGUGUAGGCAUGUACUUGUACAGAAGUAAUAGCAUUAGGGAGAGGAGAAACAUUAAGUACUAUGAUGCUUGGGGACCGAGUAUAUUGUGCGCAUCGCUCUUUGCGGCGGUCGUUGUCAAUGCUUGGUUCCAGAUGAGUACUAAGGAAUGA